This is a messenger RNA of Medicago truncatula (barrel medic), 946 nucleotides long. Its product is annotated as HMG1/2-like protein. The transcript has 8 exons. Lineage: Eukaryota; Viridiplantae; Streptophyta; Magnoliopsida; Fabales; Fabaceae. Bases 158 to 625 code for a protein of 155 amino acids. The record is from RefSeq and is a predicted model, not a curated record.
UUUACGGGCUUAAUAUCUACCCGCAUUUGAUCCUUACCCUAGUGUCUCUCGUAUACAACUAGCGCAUUCCACAACUCUCUCUCUCUCUCUCUCAUAUCUCUCUCCCCCCCCCCCCCAAACCCUAGUUUCCAACCCCAUUCCACCUUUCGUUUUCAUCAUGAAAGGAGCCAAGUCCAAGGGUGAAUCGAAGAAAGCCGAUGCUAAGCUUGCCGUUAAUAAGAAGGGCGCCGCCGCUACUAAGGGCGGAAGGAAACCAGCCAAGGGAAAGGAACCAAAGGACCCUAACAAGCCUAAGAGACCUCCAAGUGCUUUCUUCGUUUUCAUGGAGGAUUUUAGGAAGCAGUUCAAGAAGGAUAACCCUGACAACAAAGCUGUGUCCGCUGUGGGCAAAGCUGCUGGAGCAAAAUGGAAGUCAUUGUCUGAAGCUGAGAAAGCACCAUAUGCAGCAAAAGCAGAGAAAAGGAAGGCAGAAUAUGAGAAAACCAUGAAGGCAUAUAACAAGAAACAGGCUGAAGGUCCAGCUGCUGUUGAGGAAGAAGAAUCUGGGAAAUCAGAAUCUGAAGUGCAUGAUGAGAAUGAGGAUGAUGAUGAGGAUGGCAGUGAAGAGGAGGAGGAUGACGAGUAGAAACUUGGAUGAUGAUAACAUUUAUGUAGGAUGUGCUGAUGAUUUGAUCAUCUUGUGUAGAUGAUCUUUUCGUUUCUUGAUAAACAUGUCUUACUUCUAGGAAUAUUUUGCUGCUCCCUUGGUAAAUGUUUUGUCUUUUCAAAACGUGAAUAGCUAAAAUAUGAGGGAGCUAGCCUUUAUCUGUACUUUUAAAUCCAACUAUUUUAGUUAAGAGGUGUUUAUCUUUUGUAGAGCUUUUAGUUUCUCUUGUGGAAUCUGAUUAUGUUUAACGUAAUUUGCUGAUUAGUUUUUCAUUUCCAUCCUACUGUAUCAUCGUUUGUA